Molecule: messenger RNA, 768 nt
Organism: Sceloporus undulatus (fence lizard)
Lineage: Eukaryota; Metazoa; Chordata; Lepidosauria; Squamata; Phrynosomatidae
Product: complement decay-accelerating factor-like
Exons: 6
Coding region: 1-768 (255 amino acids)
Source: RefSeq, a predicted model, not a curated record
AUGCAUUCAGGAGGUGGUUGUCUUUCCCCACCCAGGUUACACUUUGCUGAACUUGCUGAUGAGUAUAAAGAGAAGAAUUCCUUUCCUCUUGGUUCAACUGUGAAAUACAUCUGUCGUCCAGGCUACACCAGACAGCUACCAAAGAUCUCUCAAACAUGCCUUCAGAAUCAGAAAUGGACAGAAGUUGAGGAAUUUUGCAAGAAAAAAUCAUGCGGACAUCCUGGAGAACCAGACAAUGGUCGACUGCAUGUAUCAGGAGAUUUUCUCUUAGGUGCCACUGUAAAUUUUACCUGUGAUGAAGGGCAUAGGUUAAUUGGACAUUCUUCCAGAAGAUGUGUAAUAUCUGGCAAAAAAGUAGAAUGGAGUGGUGCUGUACCUUUUUGUGACCAUGCUCAUUGUCCACCUCCUCAUGUAGAGAAUGGAAGGAUAGUCUUUGGUAAAUCUGACACCUAUAAAUAUAGCCAACAAGUUACUAUUGUCUGCAGUGUUGGUUACAAGAUAUCUGGCUCAAGAGAGAUUCAGUGCCAAGUGGAUGGCACAUGGGAUCAACCUAUACCUACCUGUGAACAGGAGACUCGUUGUCCACAUCCUCAUGUAGUGAAUGGAAGGAUAAUUGCUGGUGAAUCUGACACCUAUACUUAUAACCAAAUAGUAACAAUUGACUGCACUGUUGGCCACAAGAUAUCUGGCUCAAGAGAGAUCCAUUGCCAAGCAGAUGGCACCUGGGAACCUCCUCUACCUACUUGUCAACAGGGCAAGUAUAUCUGA